Molecule: messenger RNA, 2488 nt
Organism: Megalops cyprinoides (Indo-Pacific tarpon)
Lineage: Eukaryota; Metazoa; Chordata; Actinopteri; Elopiformes; Megalopidae
Product: hepatic triacylglycerol lipase-like
Exons: 9
Coding region: 270-1766 (498 amino acids)
Biological process (GO): lipid metabolic process
Molecular function (GO): triacylglycerol lipase activity; apolipoprotein binding
Source: RefSeq, a predicted model, not a curated record
CUCUUUUUUUAAGGCCUCCCUGGUCCCUCCCUCAGGCUGCAUGCUGCAGGCAUAAACUUCCUCCGCACUUCCACUGCCCACGAGUCUCCCUCUCAGGUCCCAGAAGGGUGUUUAUCUCUGGGCUGACUACUCGUCUGAACACCCCUCUCUCUCUCUCUCUCUCCCCCAAGGAUCCAGAAUCAUUGCCUCUCCCUCUCCCUUUCUCUUUCUCCGUCAUUCCCUCCUUCCCUCAAACCCGUCUGAGCGUCCGGGAGAGCUCUGCUGACAUCAUGGGUGUCCUGAGAGCGCUGGCAUUCCUGCUGAUUGUUUAUCACCUGUGUGAAGGUAGGAGGACCAGAGGAAACAGGGCAGACACACUAGAAGGAAAAAGAUCAGCUAGAAUGAAGACUCCAUAUAUUCCAAAAUCCAGUUUCCUGCUUUAUUCAGAAGGAGACAAUACAGAUGAUGCCUGCGUUAUCCAGCCCUUCCAGCCACAGACUCUGGACUCCUGCAGUUUCAAUGCCAGUCUCCCCUUAAUCAUCAUAACUCAUGGCUGGUCGAUAAAUGGGAUGAUGGAGAGCUGGGUAACCAAGCUGGCAGGCGUUCUCAAGUCCACCCUGAAGGAUGUCAACGUGAUGAUCAAUGACUGGAUCCCACUGGCCCACCAGCACUACCCAAUUGCGGCCCAGAACACCCGGGUGGUGGGGCGGGACAUCGCCCAUCUGUUGCAGUGGCUGGAGGAGCAUUCCCAGUUCCCCGCAGAAAAGGUUCACCUGAUUGGCUACAGUCUGGGUGCGCAUGUCUCCGGAUUUGCUGGCAGCUACCUUGCCGGAACAAGUAAAAUUGGACGGAUUACAGGACUGGACCCCGCUGGACCACUGUUCGAGGGGAUGUCCUACACGGACAGGCUGUCUCCGGACGAUGCCAGGUUUGUGGAUGCCAUCCACACCUUCACCCAGGAGCACAUGGGGAUGAGCGUGGGAAUCAAACAGCCAGUGGCCCAUUUUGACUUCUACCCCAACGGAGGGACCUUCCAGCCCGGGUGCCACUUCAAGAACAUCUAUGACCACUUGUCCCAGUACGGGCUGCUGGGUUUCCAGCAGACGGUGAAGUGUGCCCACGAGAGGUCGGUGCACCUGUUCAUCGACUCUCUGCUGCAUGGGGACAAGCAGAGCACCGCCUACUGGUGCAACGACGACAGCUCCUUCGACAAGGGCAUCUGCCUGGACUGCCGCAAGAACCGCUGCAACACGCUGGGCUACAACGUCAAGCAGGUGCGGACAGGAAGCAGCCGGAAGCUCUUCCUGAAGACCCGUUCCCGCAUGCCCUACAAAGUCUAUCAUUACCAAUUCAAGAUCCAGUUCAUCAACCAGAUAGAGCAGAUUGAACCCUCUCUGACCAUCUCUCUAACUGGCACCAAGGCAGAGAGCGAGAACCUACCGAUCAACUUUGUGGAAGAGAUCUCAGGUAACAAGACCUACACAUUCCUGAUCACACUGGAUACAGAUAUCGGGGAGCUGAUGAUGCUUAAGUUUCGCUGGGAAGGCAGUGCCGUGUGGGCCAGCAUGUGGAACAAGAUGCAGACCAUCAUUCCUUGGAGCAAAAGGGAGAAGGGCCCCGAGCUCACAGUAGGCAAGAUCCGCGUGAAGUCGGGCGAGACGCAGGAGAAGACUGCAUUCUGUGCUCAAACGGACGAUGUGGCGCACAUUCAGCAGUCCCAGGAGAAAGUGUUUGUACGCUGCGAAGACGGUCUUCAAAGAAAACAGCGGAAGAGAAUAUACAGCUGAUUCCGGUCGACACUUUCAGCACCAAGGGACGCAAGCAGUCGACUUACGUGCGAAGUCCACUCACGAUGACAUGAAAAACACUUACGCUGAAAGUACAAAAAACAAACAAACAAACAAACAAAAAAAAUGCUCAACAAUAUUACGUUCGGAAGUAUUCUUCAAAGGUCAUAUGCUCUAAACACUGUUUAAGUUUUAACUUUUUUCAUUGUCUUUAUAUUCAUUGUAUUGUUUUGAAACCAGAAGUUACACGUUUCAGAAAAAUGAAUCCACCAUACACCAUUUAAGUAUACUGAAGUUUUGAAUUGAAAUGGGGAAGCCAGCUUUUCAGAGGUUUUAAAGUUGUGUUCAGACAGGUGUCAAUUGUCAUGUGCAAGUAAUUCACUCGUGGGUUGUGUGGGCACUGUGAAACCUUCCACAUUAAACAAGACAACGCAAACGCCUAUUUAACCGCACAACAAUAACAGUUAUGUCUGAUACUUUUAAGUUUGGUUUCGCCUUCUGGACCAUAAUCUAUUUGCCCAGUGUGUUUGUCAGUUUCCUAAAGUGAAAUACAUUCGAAAUUUCAUGGUUUGGCUAGAGACAGACACAAUAACCAUGUCACAACCCAAAAAUAAAAAGAAUAAAGGAAAAUUAAAAACAAAUAUCCUGUCAACAUCUCUUAGCCACAGUUGCUGCAUUGCCAUCAGUUUACACAGGUCAGCGCGUUUCAUUUGCACGCACUG